GGGUAAUUUAAUAUGCAUUGCAAAAGCUUUUCAGGUUGUUCAUGCAAUUCGCAUGCUCUAUUUCUUUUAAUAGGUUUCCUCGUAACCCCAAACUACGGUUUAUAAAUUCGCUAGGGUGCUCUAUCUCAAUAAAUUAUUUACAUUUUUGUUUGUUUUUGAAAUUAAAUUUAGUAGAAAAAUUUUCUAUGGAGACUUUAUACGUUUGCCAGGAAGAGAAAAGAACCACUCUCAGAAUAUAUUGUAGUUAGAGCACUGUUCAAUAUAUUUACUGAAUAUAAGUGUGAAAAAGAUAAUAAAACUUCAUACGUAGUGCCGCUUUAUUAAAUACUUUUUUUUUUUUUUUUUUUUUUGCAGAAAAGCAUGUAGGAAGAAACAUCAUUAUCCAUUAGAAAAGCAUGAUUCAAUUCAAAUAGUAUUUUUUUCUUGUCAAAAACGAAUUUGAACUACAUUAUUUUGAAGCUAAAUCCACAUCCCUCACUCUUAAGUAGAUAACAUCGUUUAGUCCAAACAAACAAAAAAAUUCACAAAACCAGAAUCCCAAAGAGAGCCUCUAACCCCGUCCCGUUUGCUUCUCUCAUAAUCGAGCGUCACGCUUUUAGUCUACAACGGACACUGCCUAGCCUCCCUUUGCUUGGAAACCACUCUAGCUGGAGGCGGUUCCUCCUUCACCAAGCAGAUCUUCUAUAACGAAUGACUUCUGGGUGCUACUCACCAUGGAAUCACAUAAAACUCAACAUGAGCCAUUACCGGCUGCUGCAACCCCAGCCGCCACUUCAUGUCGAAAGAAGAAGAACAAGCAAGCCACUUUCUUGGAGGAUUUAAAGGAUCACAUUGAUGAUUUUCUCAAUGCAUCUGUGGAUGAACACAAAACGUGCUUCAAGAAGACCAUGCAGAAGAUGUUUGGAAUGUCAAAGAAUGUUGCUGAGAGGAGUGUUGACACCAAGGAAGUUGAGAGUACUCUGCCCCUUCAAACCACAGCGGCAAAAUAGAACAUCUUCUCUUGGGAUUUAUAGGCAGAUAUCUUGAAAACCAAACUUUGCUCCCGGCUUUAACCAAUUAGAUUCUGGUGUUAAAUAAUUUGUUAAAAUUGUGGCACUACACUUUCAAUUUGACCAGUACGAAUAAGUUUGUAGGUGGAAUGGUUGUUGUUUGAAGUCGAUUACAUAGUGUCGAUGAUGGUAUGACUUCUUCAUGUGAUUUAUUCUGCUUUGCUAUGAUAGCCGUUUUUAGUAAGUAG
Messenger RNA from Pyrus x bretschneideri (Chinese white pear), 1237 nucleotides. RefSeq lists its product as uncharacterized. The transcript is spliced from 3 exons. The coding region runs from base 714 to 989 and encodes 91 amino acids. The record is from RefSeq and is a predicted model, not a curated record. Lineage: Eukaryota; Viridiplantae; Streptophyta; Magnoliopsida; Rosales; Rosaceae.